UUUAAUUCACCAGUUAAGUCAUGUUAAUGCAAUGAAUGCCAUCAAGUGCAAACGAGUCAUUACUCGAUUUCAAUGUAAAAAAUUAGUUCCUAGAGUAACGAAAUUACGCAACAAAAUUUUAUUGAUUAUUAUGUUAACAAUAUUCUUAUUGAUGUUUGGAAAUGAAAGAAAUAAAAUUUAUAAAAGUCAGGGACGAUUAUCCAGUAAGAGCGAGCAGUUGAUUGAAUACAGAGGAAAAAUUAUUUCAACAGAGUUUGAACGCUUUUAUAUGAACGUAUCAUCCGAUAAACUGAUGGACCCUCUUAUUCACAAACACCAAUAUCGAACGCUACUUAAUACUGGUAAGGAGUGUAAAGAAAAACACAAAUUUAUAUUAGUACUUAUUUAUUCGUCUACAUAUAAAUUUGACGAACGUCACAUAAUGAGGAAUACUUUUGGAUCGAUCUCGAAUUUUGCAAAGAGAGAUAUUGUAUAUGACUUUGUGCUAGGGCAAACCUCUGAUAAUAUUCUUCAAGCAAAAAUUGAAAAGGAAAGUGUCAGAUACAGGGAUAUCAUACAAGGAAAUUUUAUUGACAGCUACCAAAAUUUAACAUAUAAAAGAGUAUUUAGCUUGUUCUGGGUAAAUAAAUUCUGUAAAGAUGCGACUUUUGUUAUCAAAAUCGACGAUGAUAUCACUAUAAACAUUCCUUUACUAAUUCCUUAUCUUAAUAAUAAGCUCAACAAUAACAUAACAAAUGUUUUAGAAUGUUUUACAAUUUUGGAAGCUAGACCACAUCGUGAACCUGGCAGCAAGUGGUAUACGCCUCUCUCUGAUUAUCCGUUUCCAACGUUUCCACCUUAUUGUGCAGGACAUUCCUCCAUCAUGUCUAUUGAUGUAGUUAAACGAAUGUAUAAAACGACAAGUAUUGUCCCUUAUUUGUGGCUAGAAGAUGUUUACGGAAGUGGAUUUAUUCCCUGGGUUUUAAACAUUGAAAUAGUACGACCGAAUUGUUAUGUCAAGGAUGUGCAUCAAAGUUUCAAUGAAAAACCAUGUCAUUUGUUUUACAUAAAUAUUUUACAGAAUGAUGAUGAUGGAUCGCUAUUUAACGUCCGGCGUUUAAAGAAUGAAAAUGACUCAUAUAAAAUGUGGAAGACUAUAAAAACAAGUAGCAAGUCCAAGCAAAACCAUACAUGCAUGUGUUGGUAAAUUAAUAUUUCAAUAUAAGCAUCAGUUAAAUUACCAUCCCCCCGGUAAAAAAAAAACCAACAAAAAUUAAAAAAAAAACAAAUGAAAUAUAAAGAAAAUCUAAAAUAAGAAAAUAACAUAUGGACAUAUGUAUUUAUUAAGUUUUCUUUAUAAUGUCUCGGACUUCCUUUAAACCGAGUUUUACUGAGCGUAUUACUGUGUGUUUGUUUAUUUUACAUUGACUAGAUGUAUAGGGGAGGGUCGAGAUCUCACAAAACAUGUUAACCACGCCGCAUUUUUGCGCCUGUCCCAAGUGAGGAACCUUUGUAUGUUUUUUUAAUUUUAGUUCAUUUAUAUGUUUCGGAGUUUAGUGUGACGUCUAUUUUCAUUGAACUAGUACACAUUUUUGUUUAGGGGCCAGCUGAAGCCCGCCUCCGGGUGCGGGAUUUUCUCGCUGUGUUGAAGACCCAUUGGUGGCCUUGGCCUGUUUUCUGCUCUUUAGUCGGGUUGUUGAUUCUUUGACACAUUCCCCAUCUACAUUCUCAAUUUUGUUAUGACGUAUAUUGUAAAAUCUGAUCUGUUAUUUGAACAUUCAAACUAGAAGAUUCUGUACUAAGCUUAUUGUUAACUCUGCUUACAUUUCAUGACUCAAUAAAUGUUUAAUCAAAAACUUACCCUUUCUUUCUGAUAUUUGGACCUCGUACAUGUCGUAGCUAAUGAACACAAAUAAGAAAAAUUCAAACACAAAGCAUAACAACUAAGAUUAUAAAUCUAAUAAGACAAAGACAAUUGUUUUGACGUAAUCGUUGUCAUAACGAUAUUAUUUCAUCUUAUUCGUACAUACUUUUGUGUAUCUAUCUAAGCAAAAAUCUGCAGACUUGCAUAUUUACAUGUGUACAUGUUUGUGUUGUUUCGUCAAUUUUAGACGAUCCAAUACCUUUUAAACGGGCUGUUUUCCUCCGACUUUAUAUACUCCCUGUUAAAAAAAGAUGCAUAAGUGUUUGAAGUAGAACCCAACAAUGUAAGAUUUGCAAAUUUGCAGAAUUCGAAAAUACGACUUAUGACAUCAGUGACAUUGUUGCAUUACUAUACGCACUGUGUCAAACACCCUAGACUGUUCAGCCAUUUACUCCAUAUGCAAAUAAGUUUCGCUAGUGGAGUUAUCACUUUACUGUUCUGCUUUUUCUACGGUAUUUACUCAGUUGUGAUGUAUUGUAACACGUAUGGGUGAACCAUGCAUUUCUGCUGUUGUUGAGAAGGAUGAAUAAUAAUUACAAUGCAAUGAAAUCCGUAUUAAUUCGCUUAUUUACGUCUAAAUAUUUGACGACUAAACGAUAAUAAUGGCUGUGCGUUUCAAAAGAAGGAUCCGCUAGAUCUGAAUAUAUGAUUAUUCGGAUGUGACAUAUUAAUAACAUAUUGAAGUAGAUGUUUUGCAUGCGUCGUUAAUCAAUUUACCUUGUCGAUUGUAGGAAGUCCAUAAAGAUUACUGGUUUUACAUCUGGAAUUUGUGUAAUAAUCACGUUAUUUUUCAUAAUAAGUGACUAAAUGCUAUACUUUAAUUACUUAUUUACGACUGAUUUUUCCUUAUAGUACCUAAUAAUAAGCUAUUAACAAUUUCAAUAUUAUACUUUAGAUCCUUAAUGACUUCUGCACUACUGUGUCUGCAUCUUUAAUCAUGUCUGUAUUGUUUUUGAAAUGUAUUUGGUCUAGACUGCGGACUUUGUAUUUCAUUAUACAGAAUGCUGAGUAUAUACUCAUAAAAUCAUCUAGCGUUUUGUUUCUUCCUUUGGAUAGUUUAUAAGUACUUUGAAUACGGCCAAUAGAUUAAUUUCUGUCCUCUUAAUCAAAAGUCAUUCUUUUUAACGUAAUUAUCGACAGAAAUUCGAAAUGUCAUAGUUAUCUAAUUAUAUUUGUUAUAGUUUGCCGUUUGUGGGUUGAAUUUUAUUUCAUUUCCUCCGAAAUAAAUGAAUCUGCUGUGUUGAUAGUGGUUGGUUAGAAAACUGAUCUUUUUUCGAUAUUGCACAUUUGGUUUGUGCUCUCGAGUGUCCAGGUGUCUCUGACCUGGUUCUAAAAAAAAAAACGUUCUCUUAAUGUCUGUUUGGUAUAUUAGUAUUUUGGUAAUUAUUUUGACUGCCUGUAUUUUGGUCCUGUUCAUUCAAUUCCUUGUGGAAAGUGUUGCUGGUUCUGUCUAAAAGUACUUGUUUGAUUUUGCUUCCUAAUAUCCUUCAUAUAUCUGUUUCGCAGAUUCUGGAAAAUAUAUCGACUAUGUGCUGAUGUACUACGGCUUCUUUCGUUAAAUCUGAUUUCUUGUCCGAAACAUCCCAAUUUUAAGUAUUUGAUUUGGUACUUCUUCUGGUAAUCGACCAUUCCGAUUGGUGCUAUUUUUAAACUUGGGCAUACGAUUUGUUUUCUGUACAAACACAAAGCAUGACAACUUAGAUUAUAAAUCUAAUAAGACAAAGGCCAUUUUUGUGACGAAAUCGUUGUCAUUACGAUAGUAUUUCAUCUUAUUCGUACAUACUUAUCGUUUAUCUAUAGCUAAGCAAAAAUCUGCAGACUUGCAUAUUUACAUAUGUCCAUGUUUGUGUUGUUCCGUUAAUUUUAGAUUGAUUACCAUACGUUUCUGGGAAAUGGGGUUAAAUGCAAAACUUAACCGGAUAGGAAUGUACGUACGUACGGACGGACAAAGGAAAUAUAUAUAUGAAUAUGAUAAAAUAUUGGAUUCAUCUUAUGAAAGAAAUUGAAUCUUCAAAUAAUAUGCUACGGGAGGCCAUAAAUCUAUCCCAGUCUAUGAACAAAUCAAACCAGGAAUCUUGGAUAGGAAACAUUAGACAUAUAUUUGAAUUCCUAGAUUUAGACUAUCUAUUUGUAAACCAGUCAAACUUGAAACAAAACCAUAUAUUAAAAAAAAAUAUUCUCUAACAAUAAAAUUUAAAGAAAUUUGGGUAGCUAGUUUAGAAAGCAAUUCUGGGAAGAGUACCAAUAUACAGUCAAGCAAUAAAUUACAGAAAAUUAAAAAAUAUUUUUAUGUUUGAACCAUAUUUAAGAAUUAAUCAAAAAAAAUACAGGCAAGUAAUUACAAGAUUUAGAACUGGCUGUCAUCACCUUGAAAUUGAAAGAGGGAGGUAUAUUGGUAUGAAAGCUAAAGACAGAAAGUGUAAGCCUUGUAACAACGCAGUUGAAGAUGAACUACAUUUUUUUUAAAUGUCCUAUUCUGAAAGAUAUAAGAUCUCAACAUCUGUCUAAUUUGAAUUCUAAAUUCAAAUAUUUUUCAAAGUUAUCUGAUGAGAUCAAAUUUGUUUUGUACUCCCUUUUUGAAGAACGAUCGAAACUUAUCAAUGUAGUUUAAAAAAUAGAAAAAAAUAAAAAAAUCGAUCAGGAGUUGUCUCCCAUAGGCCUAGGUCUAUAAAUUGAUUAAGAAUACGUAUUUUCUCCAGGUCACAGUGGCUUCCAAAGACUUAAUGUUUUGUCAGUGACAUUCUUUUUUAUGUUACUUUAUCUAAAAGUGUAUACAUGUUUUUGUUUAAAUGUACUUUAAUCACUCUAAUCAUUCUAAUCAUUUCAUUUUGUAAUAAUUCAAUUUAUUGUAUAGCUCAAAUGUUAGGCACAAUGAUUGGUUAAUAAAAAUAUCUUAUCUUA
Mytilus californianus (California mussel) is the source of this 4804-nucleotide messenger RNA. RefSeq names its product beta-1,3-galactosyltransferase 5-like. Gene Ontology annotation, cellular component: membrane. The transcript has a single exon. Gene Ontology annotation, molecular function: hexosyltransferase activity. Bases 32 to 1186 code for a protein of 384 amino acids. The record is from RefSeq and is a predicted model, not a curated record. Lineage: Eukaryota; Metazoa; Mollusca; Bivalvia; Mytilida; Mytilidae.